GAAAGAAGGGAGAGAGGACACUGGAACGGAGCGAAUAGAAAGGGGUUAGGGUUGAGAGAGGAAAGAAGGGCGGAGGCAGGAGCGGCGACACCGGUACCGGCGACGGAAUAGGAGUGUGAGGAGAUCUGGAGGGAAAAGGGAAGAGAGAGAGAGAGAGAGAGAGAGAGAGAGCACUCUAAAUAAAUACACAGAUCAUAUAUUUAUAUAAAUGAAGAAAUAAAAAUAGAGAGGGAGACAGAAAGAAUCGAGGCUGGGGACAAUCCAACUCCAACCAACAAGUGAGCGGUACUCCAGUUAUCUGCAAUUGGUUUAACAAGUUGUCUAAAGGCAUGGUGAAUGGUACUAGGUCUAGUAGGAAAGCUAACGAUGGUGAAGAUAAUAAUUCAAAAGGAGGUCAAACUAGUGGUAAAAAAUCAGUGAAUUCAGGUGCUGCUACGGCGGAAGUAUCUGGUUUUAGAAGGUCGCUUCGGGAAACGCUGUCUAAGAAAAGCAUGACUCCAUCGAGUUCUUCUGGUACUCGGAAGUCAGAGCGUCUUGAGAAGCAGACGUCGAAUUCAAAUACAAUGACUCCUCCAUCUAAGAGGAAAUCUGAGCGAAUUGAGAAGCAGAAGCAUCGGUGUCCUUUGAGGAGAUCUGAGAGGGGUAAGAUGCCCUCCUCAUCUGGUUCUUCGGGAUUAAAGAAGUCUGAUAAAAGCCUGGAUUCAUUAGAUGCAAAAAGGAAGAAAGAGAAAAAAGAGAAGAGUGUGAAACAGUUGACAAUGGAAACUGUAGAAGUUAACAAAAUUGAGAAUGAAGAUGGGCAGGUUGAUGAGGCACAAAAGAAGAGAAUGGAUGCUCGUGCCUAUAGAGCAAUGUUCAGGAAACAACUGAAGAGUGCUAAUGCAACAGAUCAUGGUGAUGAUCUGAACAGAACUGACAGUGAAAGGAGGGAUGAGGAUCUUUUAAAAGUACAUGCUGAGAGAACUUGUGAAAUAACCAUGGCGAGAGGUACAAGUCAAUCUGCGGAGGAAGCACCUGAAAAUAAGAAUGACCUUACAUUGUUUCCCACAAGCCAAAAGGAUAGUUGCAAGGAUAUGUCUUCAAAUGGGGAUGGUUCAAAAGUUUCUAAGAGUGGUUCGGUAGCCGGAAAAAUGAAUGAUGAUGCUGAAAAGGCUGUGCAGGAUCCAGAGUUGGUAAAUUCCAUGCUGCAUGAAAGGAUCCUGGAUUGUAAUAUCAGUUUGGAGAUGGUUCAGGAAGUCAUGUCUUCCGAGAGGAAAAGACAUGAUAUGGACACUGAUUCUGUUGCUUCUCCUAUAACGUCAAGUAAAAAUAUCUGCACCUCCAUGGCUGGUGCUGAAACUUUACUAAUAUCUGGUUGCAAACGAAAAGAUUGCAGUGAGACUUGUGGCACAUGUUCUAAAAGGCAAAGGGUUGACUGCGAUUUGACAAAGCAGGAGGUUUGCUCUUCUAACACAAAGUUAAAUCAGUUGUUUCAAUCCUCUGAUAUUAAGGAUAGAUGGAAACUUGAUGCUGGUGUUAGCACGGGACAUGUUGAAAAGUGCUGCAAUGAUAUCCAAAAACAUAUGUCUGUCACGGAUCUUCGAACCGACCCUGAUCAAAAUACUUGCAUCGUAUGCAACCUCGUUGGAAAGCUCUUAUGCUGUGAGGGAAAAGGGUGCCAUAGAAGCUACCAUCUUUCGUGUCUAGAACAUCCCCUUGAGGAGGUUCCUGUUGGAGUUUGGCAUUGUCCAGUAUGUGUGAGUAAAAAAUUAGAAUCAGGGGUGCAUUCAGUUUCAGAGGGAAUAGAAGCAAUUUUGGAUUCUAGAGAAGUGGAGGCUUCAGAGGAUGGUUUGCAAAGACAGAAGCAAUAUUUUGUGAAAUACAAAGGUCUUGCUCAUGUUCAUAACCGUUGGGUACCAGAGAAUCUGGCACUGCUUGAAGCUCCAUCACUAGUUGCUAAAUAUAACCGAAGAACCCAGGGUGCUGUUUGGAAGCAACAGUGGGCAGUGCCACAUCGUGUGCUACAGAAAAGAUUUUUGGUGACUCCUGAGGAGUGUCAUGGGUCUUAUCUUAAAGGGCAUGAUGGUGAAAAGCUAAAUUGUCAUGUUGAAUGGCUUGUGAAAUGGCGUGGUCUUGGUUAUGAGCAUGCUUCAUGGGAGUUGGAGAAUGCUUCCUUCUUCAGUUGUCCAGAAGGUCAGAGCCUUAUACGAGAUUAUGAAAUACGUCGUAAGAAGGCAAAGACAGCUUCUAAAUUUGAUAAGGAAAGAAGAGAAGUUGCAUGCCUAAAAUUGUCUCAACUACCAGCUGGAGUUUCACCUGGACUGGAUGCUAAUCUUGAUGCUCUUAACAAGCUAUGCAACUAUUGGCGUAAGGGCCAGAAUGCUAUCAUUUUUGAUGACCAGGAAAGGAUUCUGAAUGUCAUUUCAUUCAUUUUGUCUUCUUCAUCUGAUAUCUCUCAGCCUUUCCUCAUCAUCUCAACUUCCUCUUCACAAUAUUCAUGGGAUGAGGAGUUCUUGCAUUUGGCACCAUCUGUUGAUGUUGUGGUUUACAGUGGCAGUAAAGAAAUUCGGAAAAGUAUUAGGACCCUGGAGUUUUAUGAAGAAGGAGGUUGCAUAAUGUUUCAAGUACUUAUAACCUCACCAGAAGUUAUCAGCGAGGACUUGGAUGUGCUUGCUUCCAUAGGGUGGGAGGCAAUAAUAGUGGAUGAGUGCCAACGUCCAAGAAUUGCUUCAUGUUUUGAACAAAUUAAGAUGUUAACUGCUAGUAAGAGGCUUCUAAUUGUUAGCAGUCAACUGAAGGAUAAUGUGGCUGAGUACCUUAAUCUUCUUUCUCUGCUUGAUUCUCAAAGCAAUUUAAAUGGUAGUGACAGCUUGCUAAUGAAUUCAAGUGAUAAUAUUGGUACUUUGAAGGAGAGGUUGGCAAAAUAUAUUGCUUAUGAAUGCAAAUUAGAAUCAUCUAGGUUUGUAGAGUACUGGGUUCCUGUGCUUCUAUCCAAUGUGCAGCUAGAGCAGUAUUGUUUUACUCUACUUUCAAACUCAUUCUCUCUUUGCUCACCUUCAAAGACUGAUCCUGUUGGAGCACUCCGCAACAUUCUUAUCUCCAGCCGUAAGUGUUGUGAUCAUCCGUAUGUUGUGGAUCAAUCCCUUCAAAUGUUGCUCACUAAAAGCCUUAAAGAGAUUGAGUUUUUGGAUGUUGGCAUAAAAGCCAGUGGCAAAUUACAACUUCUUGAUGCAAUGCUUUCGGAAAUCAAGAAACGAGAGUUAAAAGUCCUUAUUCUUUUCCAGUCAAUUGGUGGCUCUGGAAGAGAUUUAUUGGGAGAUAUUUUGGAUGACUUUCUGCGUCAAAGAUUUGGUGCAGAUUCUUAUGAGCGUAUUGAUGGUGGUGUUUUCCUUUCAAAGAAGCAAUCUGCUUUGAACAAAUUUAAUAAUGAGAGAGAGAGAUUUGUCUUUCUAUUAGAAACCCGUGCUUGUCUUCCCAGCAUAAAAUUAUCCGCAGUUGGUACCGUCAUAAUAUUUGGAAGUGAUUGGAGCCCAAUGAAUGAUCUAAGAGCCCUGCAGAGGAUAACACUUGAUUCUCAGUUUGAACAAAUAAAAAUAUUCCGUUUAUAUUCAUCAUUUACGGUGGAGGAAAAAGUUUUGAUGCUUUCAAAACAAGAUAAGACACUUGAUAGCAACACACAUAAUGUAAGCCCUAGUAGUUGUCACAUGCUGCUGAAGUGGGGGGCUUCACAUCUAUUCAAUCAAUUGGGUAAAUUUCAUGGUAUCCCAACAUCAGAUGCAGGCACCUUGUCUGAGCAAUCACAUUUAAUAGAUGUGAUUAAAGAGUGUUUUAUCAUACUAGAUCAAACUGGAAUAGACAAUGAUGCAAGCAAGUUAUCCCUAAUUUUACUAGCCAAACAAAAGCAAGGAACGUAUAGGACAGAAAUGCCUUUGUUUGGUGAGCAGAAAAUUCAGGUGAUGAAUGAAGAUCCACCUCAUAUAUUUUGGACAAAACUUUUGGAGGGAAAGAAUCCACAGUGGAAGUAUUCUUCUUGUUCAUCUCAGAGGAAUCGGAAAAGGGUUCAAAAUUUUGAUGGCUUGCUAAAGAAACCUGAGGCUGAAAGUUCUGAAGUUGUAAAGAGGCGCAAGAAGGUAGUCAGUGAUUGCAAUGAUCAUCUCUCUCCAAAAGCUGGGCUGCGUGAGGGGAAAAUGGCUGCUGGGGACAGGGAAGGAAUCUUAGGAAUUUUCGCAAAUGGUUUGUCUCAUUCUUUGAGUAGAUCAACAGCUUCUGAGAGUGAUGAAAUUCAUGCAAUCUCUAACUCACUUCAUCUGGCCAAUAAUAUCUCAAAAAUACCAGCUGUUAACAUGGUUGAAAGGGAGGACAGAAGAAAACAGCGUGAUUCACAGAAGAAUCUCCAUGUUCUUUUGAUGCCACAGAUAGCGCAACUCUGUGAAGUGUUACAUCUCUCAGAGGUUGUCAAAGCUAUGGUUGAAAGGUUCCUUGAAUAUGUUAUGAAUAAUCAUCGGGUCAGUAGGGAACCAGAAACCAUUUUGCAGGCAUUUCAGAUUUCUCUGUGUUGGAGUGCAGCAUCUUUGCUGAAGCACAAAAUUGAUCACAAAGAAUCACUUGCACUUGCAAAGCAGCAUCUGGGUUUUACCUGCAAGAAAGAUGAGGCAGACUAUGUCUAUUCACUGUUGCGGUGUUUGAAGAGAAUGUUUCUAUAUCGAACAGGGUAUUUGAAGGUCCCAAACUCUCCCAAAGGUUCUGAACAAUCAAGUAAAGCCCUGGGUCGAGAUUAUUCCAAUGCAACAUCUUGCCAUCAAAAUGUAAAAGCAAAGAUUGAAGAUAUGUUGGGGUUUCAAGAGGGUUCUGAUGUACAGGUCCGUGCAGAGUCUGGAGUGGCCCCAGAAUUUCACUUGGCACAGAGAGAUCUUCUAAAAAGCAUCAAAGAAAUUCAAAAAAAAUGUGAUAAGCAUAUGACAAAACUUCGUGAGAAGCAAAGGGAGGAAAUGAAGCAAUUUAACCUGAAGUGUGAGGAAGAAAAGGCACAGCUGGAGAAUAAGAAAAGAACAGAAGCAGCUGUUAUCCGUUUGCUUAGUAAUGUCACUAUGAGAACUGAUAAGCUCAAGAAAUUGGAUAUUGAAUAUGCUGGGAAAUUUGAUGAACUCAAACUGCAGAUGGAUGUGCACCUUAAGAAUCUUGAAGCAGAGCAGUUGAGUGCAAGAAGCAAUGCUCUAGAGAGUAAAACUCGUUGGGUGGAAGCAGUUAAGGCUUGGGCUCAGGCUGAGUUUGUGAGGCCGCCUGUAAGUGAGGUGAAUCUUUCUGAAGGAAGGAGUUCUGCUGGCAUUAUUCAUUCUGUGUCAGGAAACGAGGUAAGAGUGUCCAAAAGCAUUCACAUUGUUCCUGAUGACAUUAUGGCAUGUAGUGAUCCCAUCUGUAGAGUAACUUGUUUGGCUAGACCCUUCAAAGAGAACUCAGAGGGAGCAUCAGUUGAGGAGUGUAAUGUAACUGUCUGUUCUGGUGGUGAUGAAGAACAAGCUGUCUACAAAGCUUCAUGUCCAAGAGAAGGGGUUUCUGGUGGAGAAAUUCCAGAUGGAGGGGUUGCACUAGAUGUUCCUGUAACUGUAACUUCAGGUUAUGUAACGGACUGUUUCCCUUCCAUGAGAUGUUCAGAUGAAGACAAGAUUUCUGAUGGAUCUAAAUUAAACAUGUCAAAUGGGGAUCCUGAGACUGUUCCUCCUACCGAUGGUCCAGAGAAUCUUAUCUGUGUGGAAGCACCCUCAUGUGAAGAAAUUCCUGAUGGAGCCACAUUGAGCAAGCCUAUUCCCUUUACAGCAGCUGAUAGUGUCAGUUUCUGUAAAAAUCAGGAGAAACUUGCCUCAUUGCAAGCACCUUCAUCUGAAAAAAUUUCUAAUAGAGACUCAUUAAGAAAGAUUGAUGAGGAUGUUCCCUUGAGAGAAUCUGUGACUGUCAUUUCCUGUGAAGGUCAAGAGAACCUCAUCUCUUUAGAAGCACCUUCAUCUGUAGAAGUUCCUGAUGGAACCAAUUUACGGAAAGUUGAUGGGCAGGUUCCCUUAGGAGAACCUCUGAUUGCCAUUUCUGGUGAAGGUCAGGAGAACCUCAGCUCAGCUGAAGCACCUUCAUCUGAAGAAAUUCCUGAUGGAGCCACAUUAAGCAUGGCUGAUGUGGUGCUUCCCUCAAGUGCGGCUGAAGCUGUCGGUUCUAGUGAAGGUCAGGAGAAUAUCACGACUGCUAAUUCUUCAUCUGAAAAACAUAUCCCUGGUGGAGCCACAUUCAUUGUGUCUGAUGGAGAAGUUCCAAAGAGCACAUCUGAGAUUGAAACUUCCAGUCAUGGCAUGGUCUGCCAAAAUCCUUCAUCUAAAGAACAAAUAACUGAUGCUGCUGAAGAGGGGUCAUUGGUAGAAUCUGAAACUGCUCCUAGUGAAGUCCUUGAGGGUGGUAGUGUUCAUAGACAGAAUGUUCAAACAAGUGCCAUAGGAAUUGAUCAGCAGGAUGUUGAAGUAUGUACCGUGAACCAGGAGCCUGAAUUUGAAGAACCGUCUCUGGCAGAUCUUCCUCCAGUGCAGCAUGUGCCUAUUGUUGACCAAGGUGGUCCAUUGGCACCAGAUCAGGUAUCUCCCAAUGCGGGUUCUCUUCCAUCUGCAAUACAGGCUAGAGAUGUUGUGAAUAGUGAAACGCAAACUGCUUCUCAGGUAGCUGAAACUUCAUCACCUAAUGCCACCAUUGAUGUCAGAUGCAAUGAGCCCAAUCCUGACACAACAGUUCUGGAGCUUAGCAAGCGAACGCAGGUGAUGAGAUCCGGAGAAUCAACUUCUUAUCUCUCUCCUCCUAAUCUACCUUCAGUGAGUGCGAUUGAACAUCAAUCAAACAAUGAAGGCCAAACUGCCAACCAAAUUUCUCAGGCUCUGAGACAAUCAGUGGCAAACCAUAUUGAGCUUUCCAAUCAAGAUGUUUUGCAGCCUCUGCAUUCACCCAUUGAUGGCACUAUUGGUGGGCUGGUGAGACAAGCUUCAGAAACAAGGACUGCUUCACUCCCUCCUGUUUCUAGUGGCCUUCCUGUACAGACUGCACCUGCUGUAUCAUCUCGGAUGCCUCUGCCUUUGUACAAUGACCCACUUCAAAAUGAAAUGGAAAGAAUACGCAAAGAAACAGAUCAAACCAUUAAGAUUCAUGAAGACAUGAAGCUGCAGCUGAAAUCGGAAUGUGAGAAGCAGAUUGAGGAGGCUAUAGCUCAGAUUCGUAGAAAUUAUAAAGCUAAACUUAAGGAGAAAGAGGCAGAAUUUCUGCUUCAGAAAAAGGAGCUUGAUGUAAAUUACAACAAAGUUCUCUUGAACAAGAUCUUGGCUGAGGCUUUCAGGUCUAAAUGUAUGGAUAUUAGGGCAUCUGGCUCGGCAGGAGCACAUCAAGAGGCAAGUUCGAGUUUCAUGCAGCAGUUGGUUCAACUUUCAUCACAACAGACGGUACAACAGCCUUCCAUUGCGUCUGGCCUCCCUCCAAAUGGUUCAGCUGGCACGCAAACCAUUUCACCUGCUGUAGUCAAUGCACAAACCACGGGUCCACCUUUGCAGGCCGUUAACCCUUCUGCAUUUUUCUCUGGCACUCCAACUAGACCUCCCCAUAUCAGUUCCAUAUCCCCUUCUGCAGGAAACCUUCAAAUGAGCAGUGAAAUUCGUGCUCCCGCCCCACAUCUACAGCCAUUCAGACCUUCAACAUCCAUUUCCCCCGGCAGUCUCCCAUCCCAGUCUCGUGGAAUGUCGAAUCAGCAGGCGCAUGGUAACCAUCCUGUGGCUCCUCCAGUGCGAGGCCAAUCAUAUGGUAACCCCCCUGCACAUAGGCCGAUAUCAACUACAUGUCAAUCCGGUAGGAUCCCACCUGAAACUACUGGAGGGUUGGCACCUCCACCUAACGCUUCUUUACCUUCAUUAGAUGUCUUGAUGGGCAUAAACAAUCUAUCGGGAGCUAAUACAAAUCCCCUAAACAACUUAGUACCAGGUGUUAGUUCAAGCUUAGCUACAUUGGUCUAUCAGGAAUCUAGCUUGCCAAGAAUUCAGUCUAACCCAGCACAGCAAAGUGGAGCAACUGACAUUGUUUGUUUAUCAGAUGAUGACUAACCGUAAUCGCAAGAUGUAAACUUAGAUCUAAUGUAGCAAUGACGGAUCUUUUCAAUUUUCGACUCAGAGAGCUAGUGCAAGGUCAAAAAUUGAAAUGUGACUUUGCUAGGAAAUUGGCGGUCAGCUUGAUUGUAUAUGGAUCACUCUUUGUAGCUGAUAGUUAUUUAAUUUGUAAGGUGUAUAUAUAUAUUUUCAAUUCCUUUUGUUUUUUUUUUUUUUACAUUUACAUAUUGUUCAAAGCAUGGGUGGGUGAGCGUAAUAUCAGCUAAUUUAAACCGGCAAUGUUACUGCCUAAUAAACCCUCAUUUGGGAAGAAUAUCAUAAAGGGUUAUGGUGAAUUUUA
Theobroma umbraticum is the source of this 8433-nucleotide messenger RNA. RefSeq lists its product as uncharacterized. Gene Ontology annotation, molecular function: ATP binding. Gene Ontology annotation, biological process: heterochromatin formation. The record is from RefSeq and is a predicted model, not a curated record. NCBI's taxonomy places the organism in Eukaryota, Viridiplantae, Streptophyta, Magnoliopsida, Malvales, Malvaceae.